GAAUUCUGCCGUCGGGGAAACGGGCGGCGGAGGACCUCAUCGAACUAUCGGGUAGAUAUUGUGCGAGGAGUACAUUUGCCCGGGUCGUUGGAGCGGGUUAGACGAUAAUCAUCCCUCUUGACGUCCCGCAGCCACCUCAGGCGAGCAAUGGCGUAUUCGCAGACCCCUACCUCGAGACCGAUGAGUCCGACGCGACAUACGAUGAGUUAUUCAGACUGGCUCAACGGUAUCUUACAUCAGAAGAACCCGCACCAUACUCGCAGUCGCCGACCCCACAGCCUGACAAUCUCUCACAGCACUUCUCUCUGUCUUCUGUCCACGAUGGACGCCUCCUCGAUUCGGAGAGACUCCCGUCGUUCUUUCCUCAUCAUGUCAGGGCCCUUAUCAUGGAUUACUGUGGUGCUAUCACAUCACCGUCGCCUCGCCUGGCACUCACGCAGGUCGAUUUGCAUAUCAUUUCCCUCAUACAAGCCCGUAUGCAGCAGCUGGAUGGUGGCUUGGAGGGUUCGGCGUACAGCAAUGCGCAUCAUCAUGAUGAAGCUGGGCAGGAGGCCAUUGGAUCCUCCGUCUCCCCACCUCCUCAUUCCACAACAAUCGACUCCUCCGUGCCAACGACUCCGGAACCCGCGGUUAGGUCGUCUCACCUACGCCAGUGUCAUUUCGACGGAUGCUCCAGAGAUGCUUGGAAAGGAGCCGACGACGACACGCGCGUGGUGUGCCAGUGGCCUCACUGCAACCAGGACAGACCGCUGUUGAGGCGCACGCUUGCGAAGCACCUCAAGGACGUGCAUCUCCGGGAGAAUAGG
This is a messenger RNA of Fomitopsis serialis, 806 nucleotides long. RefSeq lists its product as uncharacterized. Bases 148 to 756 code for a protein of 202 amino acids. Lineage: Eukaryota; Fungi; Basidiomycota; Agaricomycetes; Polyporales; Fomitopsidaceae. The transcript has 6 exons. The record is from RefSeq and is a predicted model, not a curated record.